Messenger RNA from Coniosporium apollinis CBS 100218, 441 nucleotides. RefSeq lists its product as uncharacterized. The transcript is spliced from 2 exons. Bases 1 to 441 code for a protein of 146 amino acids. The record is from RefSeq and is a predicted model, not a curated record. NCBI's taxonomy places the organism in Eukaryota, Fungi, Ascomycota, Dothideomycetes.
AUGUCUUCCUCAACCUCACCAUCAUCAAGCAUCACCACCGUGCUCACAGAGCAAUACUUCUACGUCGAUCCAGCCGUCCAUCUCAUCGUCCGCGAGCAUCAGAAGCGGCCAUACAAGCAGCAAUUCUCUACCGCGCUGCCCGACGUCACCCGCAUGGAGAGGGCUCUACGCUUCAUCAUGCCCGAAGCCGCCUGGAACAAGAUGCUGACCGCGAAGUGGGACAAAUACCUUCGUGGCCAGUACGACAAGAUCAUCAAAUUCGAGAGUGAUAGGCAACCAGAGAUCUGGCAGUGGGCGGUGGACGAGGUGAAGCGGAAGGUGGACGACUUCGAGCACGCCCAGCAGCUCAAGCUGGAGGAGAUGGAGGCGGCCGCGGCGGCGAUGAACAGGUCGGGGACGUGCCUUUACGGCUGUUGUGGAGAUCGCGCUUUCAGGCACUAG